Molecule: messenger RNA, 3566 nt
Organism: Myotis myotis
Lineage: Eukaryota; Metazoa; Chordata; Mammalia; Chiroptera; Vespertilionidae
Gene: SSTR3
Product: somatostatin receptor 3
Exons: 3
Coding region: 787-2061 (424 amino acids)
Biological process (GO): neuropeptide signaling pathway
Cellular component (GO): membrane; neuron projection
Molecular function (GO): neuropeptide binding; somatostatin receptor activity
Source: RefSeq, a predicted model, not a curated record
UUCCCCUUCCUCCUUCCCCGCUCUCUAUCCCUGCCUCUCUCCGCAUCUCUCCCUCUCUUCCCUUCUCUCGCUCUCUUUCCUCCUCCUUUUAUUCUCACUGUCACGCAUUUCUCAUCACUCCCCCUCAUUCUGGCUUUCCACCCACUCACUGUCCUCUCUCUCUCUCCCUCUCUCUCCACCUCCGACCGACCCCCCUUCCCUCUAUCUCUAUUGGCUCCUAUCAUCCCCUGCUCCCCAUUUCUCUUCUUUCCUUGGGAGGCUUCUCCCUCCAUCCCCACCCCAGGCUCCUGCUUGCAGACCCCAUCUGCGUCCCUGCCCUCCAGGACAUGUCCUGGAGAUGAGGGGGGACGCACCACGCACCAGCGGGAAGUCAGGGCUGGAGACCAGAUGGAAGAGGCUCUGUGGGCAGACGUGGCCACUGCGGGCCUAGGAGGGGGCCUGGGCCGCAAGCGGUCUAGAAGGGGGCACUGUGCGGGGACCCCGGCUAAGGGGUGCUCUGGGGGCAGCUGGGGACUGUGCAGGGAGAAGGGACAACAGAAUGAUAACCAGCUUGGCAGCAAGGAGGGGAUCCCUCACCCCACCGACAGCUCUCGGAUCUGGGAAUCGCUGCAGGGCCGUGUCGGAGCUGGAAGCGGCCAGAUGCAUCGUGCUGCGUGGCCUCCUCCGCUCACGCGCCGGCUUUCCUGAGCCCCCCGUCUGUGCUGGGCGCCGGGCUCUGCACGCUCCCGCGUAAUCGCAGCCACCCCGGGAGGCCGAUAGCGGACUGCUGACCGCCCUCCCUCAGCCAUGGACCCCCUUGGCUAUCCUUCCCCGGUGCCCGCCACCUCGGAACCUGAGAACGCCUCGGCCUGGCUCCUGGACGCCACCCUGGGAAACGUGUCCGUGGCCCCGAGCACGGCCGGCCUGGCUGUCAGGGGCGUCCUCAUCCCACUGGUCUACCUGGUGGUGUGCGUGGUGGGCCUGCUAGGCAACUCCCUGGUGAUCUACGUGGUCCUGCGGCACACGGCCAGCCCGUCGGUCACCAAUGUCUACAUCCUCAACCUGGCGCUGGCCGACGAGCUCUUCAUGCUGGGGCUACCCUUCCUGGCCGCCCAGAACGCCCUGUCCUACUGGCCCUUCGGCUCCCUCAUGUGCCGCCUGGUCAUGGCCGUGGACGGCAUCAACCAGUUCACCAGCAUCUUCUGCCUCACGGUCAUGAGCGUGGACCGCUACCUGGCGGUGGUGCACCCCACCCGCUCGGCCCGUUGGCGCACCGCCCCCGUGGCGCGCGCCGUCAGCGCGGCCGUCUGGGUGGCCUCGGCCGUGGUGGUGCUGCCCGUGGUGGUCUUCUCGGGCGUGCCCCGGGGCAUGAGCACCUGCCACAUGCAGUGGCCCGAGCCCGCGGCGGCCUGGCGUGCCGGCUUCAUCAUCUACACGGCCGCGCUGGGCUUCUUCGGGCCCCUCCUGGUCAUCUGCCUCUGCUACCUGCUCAUCGUGGUCAAGAUGCGCUCGGCGGGACGGCGGGUGUGGGCGCCCUCGUGCCAGCGGCGGCGGCGCUCCGAGCGCAGGGUCACGCGCAUGGUGGUGGCCGUGGUGGCGCUCUUCGUCCUCUGCUGGAUGCCCUUCUACGUGCUCAAUAUCAUCAACGUGGUGUGCCCGCUGCCCGAGGAGCCCGCCUUCUUCGGCCUCUACUUCCUGGUGGUGGCACUGCCCUAUGCCAACAGCUGCGCCAACCCCAUCCUCUAUGGCUUCCUCUCCUACCGCUUCAAGCAGGGCUUCCGCCGGGUCCUGCUCCGGCCUUCCCGCCGGGUGCGAAGCCAGGAGCCCCCAGCCGGACCUCCAGAGAAGACAGAGGAGGAAGAGGAGGAGGAGGACGAGGAUGGACAGGAGGGUGGGGAGAAGGGCGCCGGGAAGCAGGGGGAAGCCAAGGAGAUGAAUGGCCGGGUCAGCCAGAUCACACAGCCUGGCACCAGCAGGCAGGCGCUGCCUCCCAGCUGUGUGCCCGGCAAGGAGCAGCAGUUCCUGCCCCAAGAGCCUUCCUCGGGGGAGAAGCCGGGUUCCCUGCACAUCAGCUGUCUGUAGGGCUGGUGGAGGGCCAGAGUGGCCCAAGCACAGAGCACAGGCUGUGGGUGCGCCUCGGGGCUGCCACCCAAGGUGCCAGGGGCCCGUGAUGGGCUGUUCAGAUCCCACUGCUGCUGAGACUCGCUGUGUGACCUCCGACAGGUCACUUGCCCUCUCUGGGCCUCGUGUUCUCCUCUGUGACUCAGGGAUGGGAGUCAUCGGUCUAGACAAGCGCUGCCGGAUGAGAAGACUGGAAGGACAUGACCGCUGGGCUGACCCUCCUGAGGGGGCCCCAGGUUAAGGGGAGAGGUGCAGACUGGCCGUCCCCUUCAGAGACAGAGCAUCCUGGUGGGUUGGCCUGAGUCUGGGUCCUCAGAGGAUAAACCAAGGCCUGGAUUUCCUGGGCUCAGAGUCAGGUUCAUAAGAGAGGGGCUGGGGCCCAGGUUCACAGGGAGCUGGACUAGCACCACCCCCAAGCCCCCAGUAGAAGAAAAUCUUGCCCCGUGGGGGGCAGGUGUGAGGCGGCUCAGGCCCGCACCAGCUCCCCACUAUUGCUGCAAGGCCUUGAGGCAGCUCUUCUCUCUGGGCUGCAGGCCUCACCUGCUGAGCCACCCAGUAACCUCCAGGCCCUCUUGCCAGACGGUCGGGCCAGGACUCCUGUGAUCCUGGACUUGAGAAGAAGCGAAUUUUCCAAGAAGCUUGUUAAGUCCAGCUGUAGGGUCCCUUGCUGCUUGGGCCCUCUGAGUCCCUGAGCCUAAUUUUGUACUUGGAAUUUUGUAUCGCUUUUCUUAAAGAGGGACCCCAUAUGCAUAAGCUUAGGCCACCCAAAGCCUAGCUCGGGCCCUGCUGAGGGCAGCCCACGAAUCCCCAAAGCAGCUCACUUUGUGUUCGGAGCCUGGAGGGGGGACGGGGGUGUCUCUGGGUCUGUGAGAGCUCACAGGAGAAGCAUCCCUGUGCUUCCCCUCUCGCUGACCAAGGCAGGGACCCCACCAGGCAUACUGGCACGGAAGGGCAGAGGGUAAGACAGUGAGUGCUGAGAGGAGAAGGAGGAGGAGGAGGAGGGGAGGACAGGAGGGAGGAGGAGGAGGGAAGGAGGACGAGGGUGGAGGAUAGAUCUGUUCCAUGACCUUGGAGCUGUCCUUGGCCCCUCUGGACUGAGCCCAGUUGCUGCAUCAAUGAAACUGAGUUGCCUGGCCCAACAGUCCCAAGAAAACGAUGCCAUCAGGUGGAAGAGCAAAUGCUCUGAAAGGCACAGGGCCAGCCCCUUGAGGCCGAUCAGUGCUGGGAAGAGGGGCUGGGCCUGGCCUGUGCUGAGAAGCAGGGCCUGGUAGAACGGAGCAGGCCUCUCCCCCUCUGAAUUCCCCGGGCUGCAGGCUGGAAAGGCCCAGGGAAGACAAGACAAGACAAAAAAGUGGGACCACAGGGCCCUCCCUGGUUUGGCUCAGUGGAUAGAGUGUCAGCUUGUGGGCGGAAGGGUCCUGGGUUCGAUUCCAGUCAAGGGCACAUACCUCCAUCCCGGCCCUGGU